Messenger RNA from Chelmon rostratus (copperband butterflyfish), 2542 nucleotides. It is a transcript of the gene fdxr, whose product is annotated as ferredoxin reductase. The record is from RefSeq and is a predicted model, not a curated record. The transcript is spliced from 13 exons. Gene Ontology annotation, cellular component: mitochondrion. Gene Ontology annotation, biological process: ubiquinone biosynthetic process. The coding region runs from base 401 to 1891 and encodes 496 amino acids. NCBI's taxonomy places the organism in Eukaryota, Metazoa, Chordata, Actinopteri, Chaetodontiformes, Chaetodontidae.
AGAAAUUAAUUCCCAUAGAAACAUAGGAAGAUCCGUACUCGGUAAUGUGAGCCGUAAGCCACUGGUACUUCAGUAGAGUAAGAGAGCUUUAAUCUAAAAGUCUGAAUAUGCACGUUGUCAUGUGGAACCUAUGCACUGAGCCGUCAGUGUUCCACGGAUUGUUACGAGUGUAACACAAUGUGCAGCCCUAAAACCAGUCUGUCAUGAUGUUAAUACUAUAAGUAUGUGAUAAAGUUAAUAUUUGUGUGAUAAAUUUAACGCCGUUCAAAACGCGCACGUGUGGCUAACUGUUAGCACCAGUUAGCUAGUUGAGAACACACAGCCUGGAACGACAGACGCCUUUCACCUUGGCUUCUGCUCCCCUGCUGAGUGUCCAAAGCUCAAAGCAGAGACCGACAGCAUGAGCGGCCAUAAACUGCUGUUUGACGGGUUGAAAUUAUGGACUUCAGGGAGAAGUAGAUGGAUAAGUCGACUUCAUGAUGGUAUAAAUGGACGUGUACAAGCAUGCUUCUCCUCUUUUAGCCCGAAGGUGUGUAUUGUUGGCAGUGGUCCAGCAGGUUUCUACACGGCCCAGCAUUUGAUCAAGGCCCGUCAAGAUGUCGAGGUGGACAUUUAUGAGCGGUUGCCUGUACCCUUCGGUCUGGUCAGGUUCGGGGUGGCCCCUGAUCAUCCUGAAGUCAAGAACGUCAUCAACACAUUCACGCAGACAGCCAAACAUUCACGCUGCAGCUUCUAUGGCAACGUGAAUGUGGGGAGGGAUGUGAGCGUUGAGGAGCUGCAGCGAGCCUACCAUGCAGUUGUACUGAGUUAUGGGGCAGAGGGAAACAGGAGAAUGGGAGUGCCAGGAGAAGACUUGGCUGGUGUGUAUUCUGCCAAAGACUUUGUAGGCUGGUACAACGGCUUGCCCAGCUGUCGAGAGCUGAGUCCAGACCUGAGUUGUGAAACCGCGGUCAUUCUAGGACAAGGUAACGUGGCCUUGGAUGUUGCAAGAAUCCUGCUGUCUCCUAUCGACAUUUUAAAGAAGACUGAUAUCACCCAGCCAGCCUUGGAGGCCCUGGUAGACAGCCAGGUCCGCAGGGUGCUGAUUGUUGGCAGGAGAGGACCCAUACAGGUCGCUUGUACAAUCAAGGAGCUUAGAGAAAUGGUGAACCUGCCGGACACCAGACCUGAGAUGGUUGCAGCUGAUUUUGAGGGUGUCACAGAGGCUGUUAAAGAUUUGCCGAGACCCAGGAAGCGUCUGACGGAGCUGAUGUUGAAGACAGCCCUGGAGGUUCCAGGAGAGAAGGAGCAGGAGAGGCGAAACCGGGCCUCCCGCGUCUGGGCCUUUCGGUUCUUCCGGAGCCCCGUUGAAAUCCUGGCAAACCCUGAUAACAACAGAACAGCUGGCAUCCGACUGGCUGUCAACAGGCUGGAGGGUUCAGGUGAGGGAGCCCGGGCAGUGCUCACUGGAGAAGUGGAGGAUGUGGCCUGCGGCCUCGUCAUUAGCAGUAUCGGCUACAAGAGCCUCCCCAUCGAUCCAUCAGUACCGUUUGACUCCUACAAAGCCAUCGUCCCAAACAGCAUGGGCCGUGUUCAACAAGCUGCAGGUCUAUAUUGUAGUGGCUGGCUGAAAACAGGCCCCACUGGGGUGAUAGCCACCACUAUGAACAAUAGUUUUGACACUGCACGAUCCUUAUUGGAGGACAUGGACUCGGGAACACUGGAUGUAUCUGCUGCCAGGCCUGGUUCACAAAGCAUCAGUGGCCUGCUUGAGAAGAGAGGAGUGAGACCAGUCACUUUCUCAGACUGGGAGAAGAUUGACAGUGUGGAGACAAGUCGGGGUGACGCCACUGGAAAACCCAGAGAAAAACUACUGACUGUGGAGGAGAUGCUGCAGUUGGCCCGAAAGUGACUGAAGACAAGAAGAUGUUUACAGGUGAACACUGGGCACGGAGCAAGUGUUGCAGUAUAGAAGGAGUCAUUAUCACAUUGAUGGGGCCGUCAAUGACUGAUCAUAAUGGACACAUUAAAAAAUGGCAUUAUGAAGCACUCAAUAUAGACCUAAUGCAUGUUGUAGAUUAUUUGUCACUAGCCUUAAAACAUGACUUCCUAAUGGAGGCUAUUAUUUGUUAACCUAUUGUAUUGCACUGUUUAAUAUGUUUGUACAUGUAUGUUCAAGAGCACAAACUAUAUGCUCACAGAUUUUUUUUAUACUUACACUUCAUAUAAUUUAAUGUUUCACAUUAUCCUGUCUAUUUUGAAUAAUUAUAUUUCAUACAAAAUAAAAUGUGACAAAUGUGCUCCUGUUUGAAAGAUUCCACAAGUAAACAGGUUCAUUGGUAACAGGAGAUAAUAUCAGGACUGGAUACAAAAGGGGCAUCCAAGACUUAGUGGGCACAUAGCCAACAGUCUCUCACACUAGGGAUUUCACCAGCUACAAUCCAUAAUGUCAUCAAAAGAUUCAGAGAAUCCAGACAAUUGUCUGCAUUAACUGGGGCAAGGCUGAAAACCAAAUUCAAUGCCCAUGACCUUGGAUUCUUCAGGCAGUGCUACAUUAAAAACU